AGGAAGAAAUGAAGGGACAUUAGCGUUGACUUUUUAAAUUUUUUUGCUGAACUUUGAGAAUCUGCAGAAGCAAAAACCAAAUACAGAUUGAUAGAUAGACGCAAUAGCCAAAGAAACACACAGAGAGGCGAGAGCCAACGAGAUUUUGACUUUUCUGUUUGCUGAAACAAAUGGCUCAGAACGAACACUCGGCGCCGCCGGCUUCUGCAACAGUGCCUUCGGUAUUGGAACCUUCCAAAUCGACGGUUCCUUCUUCUUCUUCUUCUUCUUCUCUUUCUUCUCUCCCUACCAUCACUCUCCCACCGCGUUCCUCCUUUGAUACGAUCUUCAACGGUGGCGGUGGUGGGCCGGGGCUUGCUGGGCUCGACUUCAGCCCAGGACCCAUGACCCUCGUCUCCAGUUUCUUCUCCGACACCGACGACUGCAGGUCCUUCUCUCAGCUCCUCGCCGGUGCCAUGGCACCUCCUGCGGAUAUUCCCUCCCGCCGCCUCCCCAGCGUCCCCGCGCCGGAGGAAUCAAAUUCCCGCGCGCGAGAUGACGAUUUUAGGUUCGGCCAGAAUCGACCUCCGGGUUUGGCGUUUUCUCAGCCGCCGAUUUUUACUGUUCCUCCGGGGACGAGCUCCGCCGGCUUUCUAGACUCGCCGGGGCUGUUCUCUCCGGGUCAGGGACCCUUUGGAACGACACAACAGCAGGCUCUGGCACAGGUCGCAUCUCAGAUUGCACAAAUCCAAUCCCAUUUGCGUAUCCAAUCAGAUUAUUCAUCUUCAUUAUCAACUGCAACUACUACAUCAUUAUCAACACAGCUUCCACCCUUUACUACUGAUACAACUGCUCAUCAGCAGGCGCCACCUUCAAUACCUGACUCUGAUGUUACAGUAAAUGAAUCUUCUGAUUUCUCCCAACCUUGUUCAUUUGUUGUUGAUAAGGUUGACGAGGAUGGCUACAACUGGCGGAAAUAUGGGCAGAAACAGGUGAAAGGUAGUGAAUUUCCUCGAAGCUAUUACAAAUGCACCCAUCCAAAGUGUCCUGUCAAGAAAAAGGUUGAGCGCUCUCUUGAUGGCCAAAUCACCGAGAUCAUUUACAAGGGCCAGCACAACCAUCAACUGCCCCAAAACAAUAAGCGAGGAAAGGACACUGGAAAUUCUAUGGCUCCUUAUUCAAUGUCUAAGAAAGAUCACGAAUCUAGCCAAGCUACACCUGAACACUUGUUUGGGACAAGUGACAACGAGGAAGUGGGUGAUGCUGAAACUGGAGUAGAUGAAAAAGAUGAAGAUGAACCUGACCCAAAGAGACGAAGUACAGAGUUCAAGGUUUCAGAGCCAGCCAUUUCACACAGGACUCUUGCAGAGCCUAGAAUCGUGGUGCAGACAACUAGUGAAGUGGAUCUUUUGGAUGACGGAUAUAGAUGGAGAAAAUAUGGACAGAAGGUUGUAAAAGGCAACCCUUAUCCAAGGAGCUAUUAUAAAUGCACAACCCCAGGAUGCAAUGUCCGUAAGCACGUCGAGAGGGCUUCAACAGAUCCUAAAGCUGUUAUUACAACAUAUGAGGGAAAACAUAAUCAUGACGUACCAGUUGCUAAAACUAGCAGCCAUAACACAGUGAAAAACAUAGCAUCACAGCAAAAACCAAACAAUGCAGUAGCUGAGAAGCAUGCCUUAACAAACAUGAUGAAUCUUGGGAACAAUAAUCAACAAUCUGUUGCUCGUUUACGAUUAAAAGAAGAGCAGAUAGCAUAGUUUCUCGGUUGUGAAUCUGAAGGCCAGUUGGUAACCAAUAGCAUGAUGAUCAUUAGAUCCGUUUCUGGCCAUAGGUGACAGUCGGCAGGAGAGGCUCCGGCAUCAGUAUGUAAGGGCGAAGUCAUCUCGAGUGUAUCCAACCGCCAUAUACAGUAGAAUGGAAAUUAAUGAAAAGAAGAUGGAGAAGUCAGUUGAAGACAGGUUGCUUGGAUUAAGACUCUGAUUCUUGUUGUAUGUAAACUAGUGUAAGAAGCAAUAUUUCAUUAGAUUCUCUGCAUUCUUUUGUACAUGGAAAUAUGAGUGUUUUAGAUUUAAAGUUACAGUAUUUAUAUGCUGGUGUGUAAUGAUACCAUUUAUUAUAGAAUUCAUUACAGUUCUAAAAAAAGAGUCAAAAUACAAAAA
This is a messenger RNA of Juglans regia (Persian walnut), 2138 nucleotides long. RefSeq names its product probable WRKY transcription factor 4. The transcript is spliced from 4 exons. Gene Ontology annotation, molecular function: DNA-binding transcription factor activity; sequence-specific DNA binding. The coding region runs from base 171 to 1736 and encodes 521 amino acids. Gene Ontology annotation, biological process: regulation of DNA-templated transcription. NCBI's taxonomy places the organism in Eukaryota, Viridiplantae, Streptophyta, Magnoliopsida, Fagales, Juglandaceae. The record is from RefSeq and is a predicted model, not a curated record.